This is a messenger RNA of Letharia lupina, 1845 nucleotides long. RefSeq lists its product as uncharacterized. Gene Ontology annotation, cellular component: preribosome, large subunit precursor. Gene Ontology annotation, biological process: maturation of LSU-rRNA; maturation of 5.8S rRNA. Lineage: Eukaryota; Fungi; Ascomycota; Lecanoromycetes; Lecanorales; Parmeliaceae. The transcript has a single exon. Bases 1 to 1845 code for a protein of 614 amino acids. The record is from RefSeq and is a predicted model, not a curated record.
AUGGCGUUUAUAAACGCGAAGAAGCGCAAGCUUGCCGAAGAUACUCACAGUGCUAAGAUUUUCAAUAAAUCGCACAAACGACACCAUUCCCAUCACGCACCGUUAUUAUCUACCGACUAUCAAGCCACUAUGCAGCUCAGAAACCACGAGACCGGCAAGGUGGCUAAUACCGCCAACCUCACCAACAACAAUAAUCGCAAGCAGAAUAUGGGCAGCGAUAUUCCAGAAGUCUCUGCUAACGAAAUUUCUGGCAAGAAUCUCAGAAACCGCAAGGUCACUGUGAAUUCCGAACCUACCAAACCCAAAUCUAACACACAUCGCGAGCAACCAGUUAUUGCCGAGACUCUUGAUUUUCCUGCUGAUGAAGCUACAUCAUUGAGCCUUGAGAAGGCCAAGGCCAAGCUUCGCAACACUUUAGAAGCUCACCGCGCCAAGUCCAAAAUCCACGGCAAUACUACGGAUUCAUCCGCUGAUGAAGCUCCUGCCCUCGCUCUGAAAACCUUCAAAGUCAAGCCCAUCAACACUUCCAAAGCAGAUUCCGUCAAGGAGGCCGCCAAGCAUCGACAACUUACCAGUAAAAUCUCAGAUUCCUCCGCCGACGAAGCUCUCGCCGCGAACAUCAAGAUGGCCAAGGCCAAGCCUACCAACACAUCCAAGGCCCCACCUACUAAGACUGUCAGCAAGCAACAAAAAGCCUCCGGGAAGGCCUCAAGUCAUUCCGCAGACCAAGCUCCCGCUGUGGAACCUACGAAGGCAGGAUCAAGCAAAAUGAUCGCACAGAAGGAGAAGGUCUCCAGUUCUGAACCUUCUUCGCUCGACGACGUUGAUAUCUCUAUCGCAGACCCUACCGACGCAGGCGCAGAUGCUGCCUCAACCUCAACCUCGGAGGAAGUCUCAGGUGGAGAAGACGGAUCAGAAGAAGGGGACGAAGAGAACAAGGAGUACUCAGAAGAAGAACAUUAUGAAGACGAAGCCGGUUCCUCGAGCCCCGCGAUAGACGAGUUUGCCUCGGACGUAGAAAAUUACCCACGCUCAGACGACGAAUUAUCUCCCUCCGAAUCCGAAGGCGAAGUACUUCGAGCAGCCCGAUUCGAAGCCGAGGCCGAAUCGAUCACCAGCUCUGAGAAAUCAAUGGCUUCCGACGCCGGAUUCGGCUCAUUCGGCUCGGACGGCGAGUCCCAUCCAGACAACAAAAAGAAGGAGACCUUCAAAGCCGACGACGCCAGCGCCUUCGCAUCUUCCAUGUCCGCAAUCCUAGGUAACAAACUCACCACAACACAACGUGCAAACCCUAUCCUCGCGCGUAGUGCGGAUGCCAAAGAAGCGGACGAGGCGCUCCUUGAUCUGAAACUGGGGAGGAAAGCUAAGACCGAGAUUAGGAGGAAGCAUCAAGAGAAGCUGUUAAAGGAGAUCCAUGGUGAAGGGGCAGGGGACAUGGUUGGAUCCAUUGCUGAUAUCGAAGAUCCCGAGGAUUAUGGGACCGUCUUUGCGUAUCAGCAGCGCGAGAAGGGGUUGAGGAAGACGGCGGAGAAGGGAGUGGUCAAGAUGUUCAAUGCGUUCACCCACGUCCGUGGAAAGACCGUGGAGGCGAAGGGGAUGGUUGGGAGUAGGGCUCAAAAGGAGGGAAAAGCUACCGAGAUGACUAAGGAGGGUUGGUUGGACUAUGUUGGUCAGGGUGGGGAAGGCACGACUGAGGAGGAGGGGUUGGGCAAGGUUGCAGGGGAGAAUAGCCUUUCCGAGCUUGGGGAGGAGGACAAGAUCGAGAAGCAGAGUGAGCUUGGAAAGAAGGGCGAGUCUGGGCCGAAAGGGAAGCUUGGCAAGAAGCGAGCUUGGGAAGAAGAGUGA